This is a messenger RNA of Cyprinodon variegatus (sheepshead minnow), 3574 nucleotides long. It is a transcript of the gene akt2, whose product is annotated as RAC-beta serine/threonine-protein kinase. Gene Ontology annotation, biological process: protein phosphorylation. Gene Ontology annotation, molecular function: ATP binding; protein serine/threonine kinase activity. The record is from RefSeq and is a predicted model, not a curated record. The transcript has 14 exons. The coding region runs from base 541 to 1989 and encodes 482 amino acids. NCBI's taxonomy places the organism in Eukaryota, Metazoa, Chordata, Actinopteri, Cyprinodontiformes, Cyprinodontidae.
GAGUCUGCAGGGCUGCUGUAGUGACACAGGCGGAGGGCUUCCAUGCUAAGCAAGCGACUAACCGCAUUAAAACCAGAAAUAAACGCGCCUUUCUUUUAUGUUUUAUUUUUUUUCGGAGUCCCUAACUCAGUUCGGUCAUCCUCGGCGUACUCUAUUUCCACUUAAGUGGACUUUCUUCUCCACCGUGUGUGCUUCCGUGAAAGAGUGCCGCUGCUUCUGACCGAGCACGCCGCCGCCGCUCCUGCCUCUCCGCCGCUGCGAGAGAAGAAAACAAGCUCGGUGAGCAGUGCGCUAAAGCUGUGUGAUCAUUGACAGAGUUCACUACACACAGCCACCCAGCGGUAACUCGUCGGCGCCUCGUGAAACAGCUCAGAGGUUCUUCUGCAAGCCACGGUUGAGGAUAUAUUUAUCUAUCUUUACCUCCGAAGUCGAGGUAUUAGUCAUCUCAUCUUAAUUUGCUAUCAGGAAUUUACCCAAUAAGAGAGUUUUCAUCAGCUCCCUUGCAGCCCCCUACCUACCCAAACAGUCUUCUGCCCCAGCAUGAAUGACGUCGUUGUUGUUAAAGAAGGAUGGCUCCAAAAGAGAGGUGAAUACAUCAAAACAUGGCGUCCUCGGUACUUCAUCCUGAAGAGCGAUGGAUCCUUUAUCGGAUACAAAGACAAGCCUGACGUGUCCAGUGACCUCAGCCCCCCACCGCUCAACAACUUCUCUGUUGCAGAAUGCCAGAUAAUGAAGACAGAGCGCCCCAGGCCCAACACGUUUGUUAUUCGAUGUCUGCAGUGGACCUCGGUUAUUGAGCGGACUUUCCAUGUGGACAGCAGAGAGGAGAGGGAGGAGUGGAUGCGGGUGAUCCAGACAGUAACAAAUAGCCUGAAGAGUCAGCAGCAGGAUGAGGAGCCCAUGGAGAUCAAAUUUGGCUCACCCAGUGACAGCAGCGGCGCAGAGGAGAUGGAGAUCGCCGUGUCCAAAACCCGUUCAAGAGUGACCAUGACUGACUUUGACUACCUGAAGCUGCUGGGCAAAGGAACGUUUGGAAAAGUGAUCCUGGUUAGAGAGAAAGCCACGGGGAUGUACUACGCCAUGAAAAUCCUCCGCAAAGAAGUCAUCAUUGCUAAAGAUGAGGUGGCACACACAGUUACAGAGAGCAGAGUUCUCCAAAACACACGGCAUCCCUUUCUAACGACACUAAAAUAUGCAUUUCAAACACACGACCGGCUAUGCUUUGUGAUGGAGUAUGCAAAUGGAGGAGAACUCUUCUUUCAUUUAUCCCGGGAAAGAGUAUUCACAGAAGAUAGGGCACGAUUCUACGGUGCAGAAAUAGUAUCUGCACUGGAGUAUCUACACUCACGCAAUGUCGUUUACAGGGACUUAAAGCUGGAGAAUCUGAUGUUGGACAAAGACGGCCAUAUAAAGAUAACAGACUUUGGGCUGUGUAAGGAGGGAAUCACAGCCCGCGACACAAUGAAGACGUUCUGUGGAACCCCCGAGUACCUGGCACCAGAGGUACUGGAGGACAAUGACUAUGGACGUGCAGUGGACUGGUGGGGACUGGGAGUGGUGAUGUAUGAGAUGAUGUGCGGCCGGUUGCCGUUCUACAACCAGGACCAUGAGCGCCUGUUUGAGCUAAUCCUCAUGGAGGACAUCCGCUUCCCUAAGAACCUGGCACCAGAGGGCAAGGACCUGCUGGCAGGCCUGCUGAAAAAAGAUCCAAAACAAAGGCUUGGAGGUGGACCAGAUGAUGCCAAAGAAGUAAUGACCCACAAGUUCUUUGCCACCAUAAACUGGCAGGACAUCCUUGAAAAAAAACUUAUUCCACCCUUUAAGCCCAAAGUAACAUCGGAAACCGACACCCGUUACUUCGACGAUGAGUUCACAGCACAAUCUAUUACAAUAACUCCUCCAGACAAGUAUGACAGCUUAGAUGUUGAGGAUUCAGAUCAGCGUACACACUUCCCUCAGUUUUCCUACUCUGCCAGCGUACGGGAAUGAUCACUAAGACUCGUGAACAAGCAGGCAGGCUGGCACACAAUCCUAACCCCUCAUGCACCCUUGCACUGCUGAGGAAUUAAAAUGACACAAAACAAAAAAGGUGGCACAAGGCACAUUUUUCAUUCAGUCUUUGACACACGCAUCCUCACCGUUACAGGUUAAUCAUUGAAAGAAAGUUAAAAAAAAAAAGUAGCUUAAAAUAAAGUAGGAAGUGAACAUACAGACCAUGCGUGACGGAGCUCAGCUGGUUUGUUUUAAUAGACUGGCAGCUUUGUCUCUGCAUGUCCUGUUUGGGUCAGCGUCAGGCUUCCCUGCUGGACCUCUGCAACACCACAUCAAAGCCUUUACACUUAAAAAAAAAACAGGUAAUGCCAGCAAGUCCCACAUCUUUACCAGCUUAACCCAAGGUUACCAAACACAGAUACGCACAACAAAUGACCCACAGGUAGAAUUUCCUAAUUUCAUCCGAAUUAGAGAAAAAAAAAAUUCAAAACAUUUGGGAGGAAAACCGACAAUUUAUUGUUUCAUCAGUUGCGGUUUUAAAUGUAAAGCCAUAUUUCAAAUUUUUUAUUUUAUUUUUUUGAUUUAAGACAAAAAAAAUAACAAGUGCUCUUUCUGGAACUUGCUGUUACAAAUCAAGUGUAGGGUUUCCCUACUGUUGGAGGGGCAAGGGGUGAGCCAUGGAGAGUUAUGGUGAUUGCACUGCACAGGGUGUUCAUGCCAAUGCACGAGAGGAUUCGAAUGCAUGCGUGUGCAGAGAGAGCGCAAGAGAACGAGUUUUUAAUCUUCAGCCAUCCAUUUGUGUCGUUUUUUUCUUUUUCUUUUAAUAUGCAUGUUUUUAAACUAAAAAUUUGCUGGAACACAGGCGAGAGGGAGAGGACACUACACAACAUCAAGGGGGCUGUUUUCAUUGUGAAACCUUGUAGUUUACGAUUGCUGUCCUGAUUUGCUGGCUGGUAAUUUGACUCAAGAUGACAAAAAUCCAAUGCAUGGCUUACUGUUGCUGUCGAAGCUGCAUUAUUUGAUGCAAUGCAGCAUUCAUUCACGUGGAGACCAGGUUGGUAAACGCAGAUUCCAGUUAGUCUUUGGUUUCUGUAGAGAAAUCGGAUCCAGUCUAGUCUCUCCGUGUGUACAUAUUUAUACAGACUGAAUAAAACUGAAUAGCAGACGAUACUCCUGACCCAGUUUUCCUGGACCUGUCCAGAAGUAUCUACUGUUUUACGCCUUUACUAUUUCCUCAGUUCUGUAAACUUUCCUCCCUGGCUGAAAUGGAUCAGCAGCAACGUCUUGUUCUUUUUAAAAUAUCAUUGCAAACUAUUAGAGUAUUUUUCAAAUUAGCUUUUAUUUGGCUCCCAGUUUGAAAAUCUAAAAAAUAAAAAGUGUGCUUUUAAAAGUAAAAGUAACUUAUUGGACAUUUACUGCUUGAAUUCAUUCUAUGUUUAAUGUUUUGAGACUGAUUUGUUUCUCUAAGUGUCCAAGCACUUAAACGUUUAAAGGUUGAAUGUUUGAAGCAAGUUGAGUGUGACCCGUUGGAUCCAGGCUUUUAGCUAGCAAUGCGUUUGGCUGUACAUUGUACACCCUUUAC